CUUUCAGGCUAUGUAGCAUAAAUUUAUUGCAGGUGUUAAACAUUUCAUGUAUAAAUUCUACACUCACUUCACAUGUUUCAUUUCUCUUUCAGGGUAUGAAGCACCAAAUCUAAGGAAGCUUGCAGACAAGAUUGCGGCUUCUGGUUACUAUGUGGUUGUUCCGGACUUCUUUUAUGGUGAACCCUAUGAUCUUCAAAAUCUUAACAGACCUAUAGGAGAGUGGCUAAAAGAUCAUGGAACGGAUAAAGGUUUUGAAGAUGCAAAACCCGUUGUUGAAGCCUUAAAAAGUAAAGGUAUCUCUGCUAUUGGUGCAGUUGGUUUUUGUUGGGGUGCUAAGGUUGUGGUUGAACUUGCAAAACCUAAACUUAUCCAAGUUGCUGUGCUGUUACAUCCAUCAUAUGUCACUGUUGAAGAUAUCAGUGCUGUUGAUAUUCCAAUUGGCAUUCUUGGAGCUGAAAUAGAUCAAGUUUCCCCUCCAGAACUUAUAAAGAAGUUUGAAGAAGUCCUGAAGGCUAAACCUUGGGUUGACAGUUAUGUUAAGGUAGUUCUAAAUGUGGCACAUGGUUGGACUGUGAGGUAUGACCCUCAAGAUUCAAAAGCAGUGAAGGAUGCUGAGGAGGCUCAUCAGUUCGUUUUGGACUGGUUUGCUAAACAUCUCAAGUGAGAAAUUGUGUCAAGAAUAUAUCACUUAUGUUUCUUUGCUUGUUGGACAUGAAUAUUACAUUCAUCUAUCAUUAUUAAACAUUACU
Messenger RNA from Arachis duranensis, 749 nucleotides. RefSeq names its product endo-1,3;1,4-beta-D-glucanase-like. NCBI's taxonomy places the organism in Eukaryota, Viridiplantae, Streptophyta, Magnoliopsida, Fabales, Fabaceae. Gene Ontology annotation, molecular function: hydrolase activity. Bases 47 to 664 code for a protein of 205 amino acids. The record is from RefSeq and is a predicted model, not a curated record. The transcript has 6 exons.